UUUAAAUUUUUUAAAUUUUAAAUUUGAAGAUUUGUACAGAUCAAUAGUUAUUGUUAUCUUUUGUAUAACAUUUAUGGUGAUGAAAUUUAUGAUAAAAUUAUUUAAUGCUAAUGAAUAAUGGAGAUAAUUAAUGGAGAAACCAAAUGAAAAAAAGAACUGUAUCUAGUUGUCAAAAUUCUUUGAUAUGGAAGCUAAAUAGAGCCCAGUUAUAUGGAGGUGUUCAGCAUCCUAAAACGAACAAAAAGUUUCAAUAUUUUGAGGCACCUUGCACUAAAUAUCUAAUAAAGCUUAAACUGCUACAAAAUGAAAAAGUUUUUAAUAAUGGACACAUAUUUCUCGGAUUUUCAGCAGAUGGUGGAUAUCUUGUAUCCUAUCGUUGUGAAAUGAUUACAGAUGUUGAUCUUAUGGUAUCUGUACGUUAUCGGUAUUUUCUCUACUGGUGGCUGUUUGAUUUGUGGAAACCAUUGCAGAAGAUUCGUAAAGUUGAACUGUUUGUCAAUGAAAAUAUUUCUCAAGAGCUUUAUCUAUUAUUUUGUGAAUCAUUUCAAAAUGAAUAUAUUGUUGUACAUGGAAGCACUUAUAAUAGUAAUGAUUAUUCUGACAACGGAUCUUUAUGUUAUCUUUCUGUAAUUCCAACCAAUAUUAAUAGCGAAUCUGAAUACGCAAUCAACCUCCGCUACGAACUUCUUCCACCUUAUCCGCCUUUUAUGAUAUCAGUAUGUGUAAAAUUAAAAAAUGUUAUUUUACUUAACUCUGGUGAUAUAUUGUUUGCAAUUAUAUUGAAUGGUGGCAAUUGUUUCAAAUCGAAAAACGUUUUUCAAAAUAAAUUAUGUUACUGUGGUAUCUGGAAAUAUUCCGUUCCUAUAAUUGAUAACUUUCUUAAAAUCAAAGAAGAAUCUGAACUAUCAGGCCUUAUUGUCAAUGAAGAGAAUAAUGUCAGUAGUUUUAGAAUACCGUCGUGCGUUUCAUAUGUUAUACAAGGAUUUUCUUUGCAGAACGAAGAAGAACUAGAGGAAUCUCCUGAAAGUUUUUUUGAUUGCACGUCUAUUGUCUUGCCAGUUCAAGUUUUUUUUAAUGAUAAACGAUUAAAUGUUUCAUGCGAACAUCGAUGCUUUGUAGAUCAAUCCAGUUCUAUUAUUGAUGCAGAUUUUGUUGUUGGUCAGGCGCAAUUUAAUGCUGAGACUUUUUUGAAUGAAAAAAUUCAGGAAAUAGAGGAGGUGAAAGAGAGAUAUGUUUCAUUGCGAGAUUACGACAUGCAAUUUGCUGAGGUCUGUGAAACUACAAAUGAAGUGGUUAUUCUUUUAAAUGCUUUAGUUAUUUUACGUGAAAAUGUAAAUGUUUGUGGAGACGUCAAUCAGCGGUCAAAUAAACUAUUACUUUACAGAUUUGGGUAUAUUGUCACCUGGAAUGUAUACACAAAUAGAAUAACCGUUUUACACGCAAUCAAACCUAUUUUGGAUGGAGUUGGAUCAGAAAACAAAUCACAAAACUUUUCUCCCAGUCUCUCUGCAAUGAUUCAAUUAAGAAAGAAGUGGUUCAUCCCUGUUGGAAAGCAUGCGUCCGUUCAAUCACUUUCAAAUCACACCGUUUUUACUGGUUCGUCUUUACCACGUAUUCAUCACCCUUUCUUUCCUAUAACUAUUAUUAUGUAGUUUUUUUUUUUAUUAAGUUAAAUAAAAGUGUUAAAAACUUAAUAAAAUUAAA
Molecule: messenger RNA, 1704 nt
Organism: Hydra vulgaris (swiftwater hydra)
Lineage: Eukaryota; Metazoa; Cnidaria; Hydrozoa; Anthoathecata; Hydridae
Biological process (GO): protein ubiquitination
Cellular component (GO): Cul4-RING E3 ubiquitin ligase complex
Source: RefSeq, a predicted model, not a curated record